UCCCUGAUCCCCACGACAACAACGAGUCCCGCUCCUGUUUCCAGGGAAACCCAGCCCUCAGCGUCCUGCUGCCACGGCAACACCCAUGGCUCGGUUGCUCUGUGGUCUCACCAAGGCCGGGCAGCGGGCUCCCGGCUCAGAGAGCUCAGCACCGCGGGGCGCUGCAGGGCUGUGGGGCCGGGUGCUGUGGGGCCGGCCCCCGCCUUUCUCUGAGGUCCUGCAGUCUGGACAGCCAUGAGUUCCUCCUCCAGCGAGCCUGGCCGUGGGGACCCCGCUGAGCAGUCCCCACUGGGGCUGGACACGGUGAUCCAGAGGUUGGAGGACACCAUCCUCAGCCCCAGGGCCAGCAGGGAAGAUCGGGUACUCACUGUGCGAGGGGAGGGCCGGCAGGCUUCGCCCACCCCCUUGCCUGCCCGCAUCCGUGAGAUCGUGGCCAGCAGCCUGCGUGAGGAGCCACCCCAAGGGGUGCUGGAGCCACCUGCCCCUCUGGUCCACCUGCAUGAGGAAACGGAGCUGCUGCAGGAGGAGCUGGCCCGGCUGGAGGACCUGCUGGCCCAGUCAAGCGCCGAGCAGGCCGAGCUGGCCGGCAGGUACCAGGCUGUCAGCCACCGGAUGCAGGCCCGCCUGGAGGCCACCCAGGCUCGGCUGCGGAGGUCAGAGCUGGAGCACAGUGUGGACCUGGAGGAGGCUCUUGGCCGUCUGGAGGCCGCAGAACAGAGGAGCUGCAGCCUCUCUCAGGUGAACGCACUCCUGCGGGGACAGCUGGAGCACAUGAAGGAGGCCAACAGCCAGCUGGCCCGGGAGCUGGCCAACACCACCGGCGGCAUGUUCCGCCUGCAGCGUGAGCUGGAGCGCAGGGAGUGGACAUGGGCCUCUUGCUUGCAGACCCAGCGGAUGGGCCCUGGGCAGCCAGGGGAUCUCCUCCUCCUGUGGAGACAGGCCUCAGAGCUCAAGGGACACGUGGCCCAGGUGCGGGUGGCCACGGAGAGGGCUCUCGCGGACAUGCAGGCCAAGGCCGCCUGGACAGCCCGGCGUCUGCACGCAGCCUGCCGCAGCCUCGACUCCAACCUGCGACUGGCAGCCAGCAGCCCGACCACCACCCUGGAGCAGCAGCUGCGGGACCAGGUCAGGGAGACGCUGCAGCUGCAGGGCCGCUGGGAUGCGGAGAAGGCGGAGCUGCAGGCCAGACUCUCGGAGCAGACGCUGCUGGUGGACAAGCUCACACAGCAGAAUGGGUCACGGGAAAGGACCGUGGACUCCGGCAGGACCGAUGGCCAGAGACCGGAGUCCCAGCGCGACAGGGACGGGGGCCGGCUGGCCACGGACACCCUGAGGGACGAGGUGGGAUCCCUGCAGCGGGUGCUGGCCAGCAUCACAGAGGUGGCUCUGGGGGACUCCGGGAGCCUGGAGCUGGCAUGGGGCAGCAGCACUGAUGGCCAGGAGGCGCGGAGCCAGCUGAGGAGCCCCCCACGUGCCACGUCCCCCCGCCAGGCUGUGUCCUCCCCACGGGCCCACUCCCCAGCCCACCUGGACCCAGCACUGCGGGCCGUGCAGACAGCCAUUGAGAGACGGAGGCAUCGGGAGCAGGAGCUGCGUCUGCAGCUACAGUCCUCCCGGGAGGCCACGGCCGGACUCCAGGAGCAGCUGUCCACGUGCCAGCAGGAGCUUCGGGCCUCGCAGAGGCUCCUGCAGAGCAGGACUCAGGAACAUGAGGCCCUCCUGGGCAGGCUGGAGGCCCAGAGGCGUGAGGCCAGGCACUGCCAGAGGACUGCAGAGCUCUUGGGAAGGGAAAAGGUGGCCUUGGAGGCGGUGGUGGAGGAGCUGAGGGCGAGGGCGGAUCUGGGAGAGGCCGAGCUGCAGAGGAGCCUCCUGCGGAGGGCGGAGCAGGACAGGCAGAGUCAGCGGGAGCUGGAGGCCAGACAGAGGCGCCUGCAGCAGCUGGAGGAGAAGGUCUCUGGGCUCAGGAGGGAGCUGGCCGAGGCCCGGGAGGCCCUGAGUGCCGCGCAGCUGCAGCGGGACCUCGUGGAGAGCGAAAGGGAGGGCCUGCGCGGUGCCCUGGCCCGGGCCGAGUCCAGCCACGCUGACCUGGAACUGCUUGUGACGCGGCUGAAGUCGGAGGGGGUGGAGCAGCGGGACUCCCUGGCCGCGAUGGCGGCCCUGAUGGAGGGGCUGGCCCGGGACAAGGGCUCCCUGAGCCACGUGGUGCUCCAGCUGGAGCAGGAGCGGGACCAGCUGCAGGAGCAACGGAAGGCCCUGGAGCAGCAGCAGGAGGCUGCCCAGGAGCAGCUGGGGCAGCUGGGGCAGCAGCUGGCCUGCACCCGGGCAGAGCGCAGCGGCCUGCAGGAGGCCUGCGGGCGCCUGGAGCAGCGGCAGGAGCAGCUGGAGGGGCAGGUGACCCUGCUCGGGCGUGAGAGGGCCCAGCUCCAGGAGCAGGUGGGCCAGGUCACAUGCAGAAAAGAGGCCCUGGAGAAGCAGCUAGCACAAAGCCUACAGGACCAGGACACCCAGAUGGACACUCUGCAGCAAGCCCUGAAGGCAAAGGCUGCUCUGACUGAGGAGCGAGUCCAGCUGCUGGCCAAGCAGGAGGCCCUGGAGAGGCAGGGGCAGCUGUCAGCUGAGGAAGCAUCUGACCUCAGGCUGGAGAGGGACUCUCUGGAGAGCAGCCUCUUUGAAGCCCAGCAACGGGCCAAGCAGCUGCAGGUCCAGCAGGAACAGCUGGAGGGAGAGGCCCAGAGUGCCCGGCUGGAGCAGCAGGCCUUACAAGUGGAAAUGGACAGACUGAACAGGGACUGGACGGUCCAGGAGGCAAAGCUGCAACGGGAGGUAGGGCGGCUGCAGUGGCUGGUGACGCAGCAGGAGCAGGACCUGCAGCUGGCCCUGGAGAGACAGGCGCUGGCCCACCAAGAGGACCUGGCACGGCUCCAGAGGGAGAAGGAGGCCCUCGUUCUCUCCCUGGCAGAGGAGAAGAAGUUGGCUGUUCACAGGCUGCAGCAGGAGAGGGAGCUACUGGCAACGAGUGCGGCCACCAGGGAGACCCUGGAGCAGGAAGUGCAGACCCUGGAGCAGGAAGUGCAGACCCUGGAGCAGGAGCAGCAGGAGAGCCUCUGCCAGAUGCAGAAGGCCCUGUCUCUAAAGGAAGCAGAGAGGAGCCUGCUGAAGGAGAAGCUGUCCAGGGCCACGCGGGACCUGGAGCGCGCGCAGCAGGAGGCCCGGGGGCAGCAGGCACGAGCCGAGGCCACCCUCAGCACCAGGACAGAGGAGCUACAGGCCCUUCAGGCCCAGUUUGAGGAGGCCAUCUCCUCCCACCAGACACAGGCCGCAGCUCUGAGCCAGAGUCUCCGGGAGAUGGCAGCCGGGAGGAGCAGUGCCCAGAGAGAGGCUGAGAGGCUGCGGGCACAGCUGAAGGUGGCCCAGGAGGAGCUGGUCAGCCUGCGCCAGGAGCGACGGGGCUGGGAGGAGAGCCGAGAGGGUCUGCACAGGGAGGUCCUGGAGGCCCGCCGGGCUCUGCGUGACGAGGCCCUCGAGAAGAGUGUGCUGCAGGGCUCCAACGCCGAGCUGCGGGCCGCCGUCCGCAGGGCCGCACAGGAGGAGGCCAGUUUUAAGCGGUCCCAGGAGGAGCAAGAGCAGAAGCUGUUGGGGCUGGAGGAGGCCUGGGCAGCUGCUCAUCAGGAGGCCGGGGUGCUGCGGGCCAGGCUGCAGGAGCUGGAGCAGGCCUGGGGGGACACCCGCCGGGAGCUGCAGGAAAGCCGCAGGCAGGUGAGAAUGCUGGAAGGUGAGAAUCGGAGGAAGAGCCAAGAGGUGAGUGAGCUGCAGGCCCGGGGUGCACAGGACGCCCAGCGUCAGCAGCAGAGCCGGCAGGAGGCACUGGGGCUACAGAGGCAGGUGACAGAGGCCGAGGCCACCCUCCAGCAGACCCGGAAGGAGGUGCUAGGCCUGCAGCAGCAGCUGGCGGAGGCAGAGGCCUCAGGGAAGGCCCGGGCACAGCAGCUGGAAGGACACCUGCACAGGAGCCAGGAGACUGAGCAGGCCCUGCGGGCCGAGGUGCACCGCGUCACCAGGAGGCUGCGGCAGGCCCGCUCCCUGGCUGACAGUCUUCAGGCUCGCCUGGACAGUGCCCAUGGCCGGGUCCUUGACGUAGAGCAGGAGCUUGCCCAAGCCAAGGGUGCCAGGCGGGACGCGGAGGCCCAGCUGGACGGGCUGUGCUCCACACUUCGCCGUGGCCUGGGGCUCCGGGGUCGGAGCCCCUCCACCUCCCCAGAACGACCUGGUUCUCCCAUGAAAGGUUCCAACAGCUCCCAGGCUCCACCUGAGUGGUACAGAGCCAGCUCCCCCACCAGGGCCCAUUCACCACCCCGCUGGCACCCACCUGCACCUGGAGACUGCGACUCAGAGGUCAUUGAUGUGGCCUCUGUGCAGGACGCACUGGGGGACCUUAUGCAGAAACUUCAAGAUGCCCAGCGGGAGCGGGAUGAGGCCCAUGUCCAGGUGCGGAGCAUGAGCAGCCGGCGGCACAGGGUGGAGAGCGAACUUGCCCAAGCCCAGAGCCACCUGGGGCAGCUGCAGAGGGCCCUGGCAGAGGCAGAGGAAGGUCGGCACCGGGCAGAAGGUGCUCUGAGCAGCACCCGGGCAGCAGGGGCCCUGCAGAAGGAGGCGCUCCGGAGGCUGGAGACCGAGCACCUGUCCAGCUUGCGGGCGGCCAGCCAGGAGAGGCGGCGGCUACAGGUGGGUCCUGUGUCUCCCUCCCUCCAGGAGCAAGUGGCCACACUGCAGCAGGCCUUGGGGGGAAGCAGGAAGGGCCUGGAAGAGAAGGGGAGGCUGCUGGAGGCGCAGCUGGCUGGUCUGCGAAGCAGGUGCCAGGAGGGAUCCCUGGAGCCCCUGCGACAGGUGCUCCGGAGGCGGCCGCGCGGGAGGCAGGCGGCACAGCGUGCAGAGCGGCGCGCCCUGCGGGAGCAGACCACAGCGCUGCGCACCGAGCGGGCCCGCCUGCAGGGGGAGCUCGCGGCGCUGCGCGCGCGCCGGGCGCAGGCCCAGGUGGCUGAACUGCAGCUGCAUGAGCCGGCUACGGAGGCAGAGAGGCUGCAUGGGGCCCAGCUCCCGGCCACAGAGGCCCUGGAAUCCCGGGAAGAGACCCACCGGCCACAGGUGGCCACCCUGAGGGAGCAGCUGGACCAGGAAGCACAGCGACCACCACACACCCACCUCAGCCAGGCCUUGCUGGUCAGGCAGUGAGCCCUGCCGCAGACCACGGGGUGGCUGGGCUCUGCAGCCCUGACGGACCCAGAGUAGGCUCCAAGCAGAGAUGCUGAGGGCCCAGGCUGCUGAGGGCCACGGCUGGGAGGCUGAUGUCUGUGUGCCCCAUGAGAGGGUGGCACAGUGCAGACAGAAGGCUCAGACAGCCACAGAGCGCUCGUGUCAGGGGCCUGUGGCCGCAAGCACUUCUAGUCCUGCAGACUGGGGAAGUCCUCCUGCCUCUGGGACCUAGGCCUCCGCCUCAGCUGGACACCCCUUCCCACAGUACACCCUUCACACUUCAGGCCACUGCUCCGGCCAGACCCCUGUGGCCAGGCCCUCAUCAGGCCACUUCCUCAGCCACAGGCUGGGUCCCACCCUCUGCUCUGUAAACACGGGGAAGCGUGUGGAAAGCAUUUCCACCGCCAGGGCCCAGAGCCGCCGUCCUGCCAGGCCAGCACCACACCCUGUCCAGAGGCCACGGAACCUCCGCGUCCAGGAGCUGCAGGCCCGUCCCCAUGGCAGGUGGCUGGAAGUGACUCAGAUUCCAGUCCCCGUGACUCACUGGCCACGAGGGGCGUUGCAGUGUGAAGUUGGAAGCUGUUCUGCAGCUGCCUGCUUUCCCAGCCUGUGACUGCAAGGGACAGUCCCAUGGGACUCUGCUGUGAAGGCCGAGGCUGCUGGGCUAGGCCUGCCACUCAGCUCGCUGUUGGAUCUUUCACCAGCUUCCCAUUAGCACUGGUCAGUGUGACUUGUCCUCUGCAAAUGGCUUCUCUCGUGCUGUAAGCUGUACAUUUCCAGUAUCUCUGGGGCACAAGCCGGUCCAGUGAUUCCCACAUGCAGCACAAGGACCAGGCUGCCUGCCCCGGGGCUGCUCCUGUCUUGGGCCCCUGGAAUGCCCUCAAGGACUCUGGCGCCAGGCAGGGAGAACCCAAAGCUGACAGAGCCGCCCUGUCCCAUUGUGGCAGGCCCUGGCCCAGGUGUGUGGCAGGCCCUGUCUGUCCACUGCAAGAUCAUUCGGCACUUAGAAUUAGCAAGGAGUCAGCGAGGGUCGUGAGUCACACAGACCGACAGCUAGAGCCAGGAGGGAGGGAGGCCUCAUUCUGCCCCUCUACUCUGCCUGGCUGUUAGUGGCUGCUAAGAAGUUUGCCCAGGCUCUGAGGGGAAGCCCCCAGAGACCCCUCAGCAAGGGCUACUCUGGGCAGAGAGUAGUCCUGUGUCUUGCUGGCACGGGACUCUUCUGCGAGCUGUGGCUGGGUGCAGGCAGCAGUGAACUCCGUGGAGGCCAGCAGGUGUGCCUCUCGGCUGCCGGGCGGUGUCCACGCCACACCCCCACAGAGGACUGAGAGGUGAUGGGGCAGGAGGCCGGGCAGCCCCAGCCCUGGCUCAGGGAGCCUGUGUGCCCAGCCUGCAGCCUGGCUCUCCUGUUUCGUGGUGCUGCUCAUGGCAGAAGCUCCCAGUGGAGUCGGGACUUGGCAAAUGUGCACAGAGGGACCUGCUUCAGCUGUGGGGGCUCCAGGUCACUUCUCAGCAUCAAAAAGAAAACCACGUGUCAUUCAACCAGUCUGCUCCCUGGCCACUUGGGACCCUCCCUGUCCUGGAGGUUCCGGGGGAUAUUCAAAGUGCCUGUGAAUCUGAGAUCUUUGUAGUUUAACGAAUAUUUAAAUCGGCA
Messenger RNA from Marmota monax (woodchuck), 6901 nucleotides. RefSeq names its product ciliary rootlet coiled-coil, rootletin family member 2 (gene Crocc2). The record is from RefSeq and is a predicted model, not a curated record. The coding region runs from base 235 to 5229 and encodes 1664 amino acids. The transcript has 32 exons. NCBI's taxonomy places the organism in Eukaryota, Metazoa, Chordata, Mammalia, Rodentia, Sciuridae.